Episyrphus balteatus (marmalade hoverfly) is the source of this 1773-nucleotide messenger RNA. RefSeq names its product protein FAM98B. The transcript has a single exon. The record is from RefSeq and is a predicted model, not a curated record. Lineage: Eukaryota; Metazoa; Arthropoda; Insecta; Diptera; Syrphidae. Gene Ontology annotation, cellular component: tRNA-splicing ligase complex. The coding region runs from base 152 to 1666 and encodes 504 amino acids.
UGUGUACACAAAAAAUGCUUUGACAGACAACCAUCAAAUUUUAUGUCCACCCUUUUGCCCGGCUUUGCCAAAAAGUUCUAUUUUUUUCAUUUUCGCCAGCAUUUGAAAGAAAAUUCGUGAAUUUUUAAAUAGCAAAAACCACUUCUGCAAUAUGGAAAACGAACAAGACAUCAUAGAAUCCCUAACCGCAGUUGGAUAUCAAGGUAAAUCCCUACAAAACGAUGUCCUAACCGAAGCUUUAAAAAUUGGAAUAAAAUCAGAAGCAUUUCGUGAAGUGGUUGGUUGGGUUGCUUUCGAAUUGCAUGUUUUGCGAAAAACCGAUGAAAAAAUCGACAAAGAUUCCAAGGAUUUCAAUGAAUUUGGAAUGGAACUAUCAUCAUUGUUGAAAGAAUUGGGCUGUCCUUUCAAGAAAUUCGUAACUGGUCCUCUGUCGAGUAGAUUUCAAAAUCAAAAAGAUCGAAUACAGUUGCUAGAGUAUCUUAUUACUGAACUUAUGACUGCAAAAAUGUGUCUGAAACAAAAACCUCAAGAAGAUAAAUCAUUUAUCAUUUCCAAAUCUGAAACGGAUACAGCUCGAGCUUUGGAAAUUAUAACAAAAGAUUUGGGCCUAGAGAAACCACCAGAUAAUAUUGCUCCUCGAGCUCUUAUGGAUAAACUUAACUUCAAGCUGGAAGAAGCUAAGCGAAAUACGAAUAAACUGGUUCUAAGUGACGCACUGUUGAAGUCGGACAAACAAUUAAAUGCAGCACAAUGGAAAAAACUGGAAGACAUACAAAAGAGUCUCGACGAAGAGUACAAUCUGCGGCGGCAGGUUUUGUUGACGCGUCUAGAGGUGACGGUGCAAUCCUUCCAGUGGUCAGAUCGUAUGCGAGGAAAGGAAAAUGUCAUAGCUAAAAAUUAUCAAAAUAAAAUGAAAGAACUGGACAACUAUCGUGUGGGCGGAAUAGAAACCGAUAUUGUAGCUUUGUUGUCUGCUCGUACUGAUUUAGCUAUUAUUGAAAAGACCAGUAGUGCGAAUGUGCGUAAGAAUACUGCUUCAAAAAUACAGAAACAUGUUAUUGGUAGUGUUCCCGAUCGAGGCGGCAGAGCUAAUGAACAUGCUCCUCCACCUCCGGAAAUGCCAUCGUGGCAAACGCAACGUUCAGCUGGUCCAGCUGGCGGUGGCCGCGGAGGACGAGGAGGUGGUUUUGGUGGGGGCUUUGGUGGUGGACGAGGUGGUAGUGGUGGCGGUGGAGGUGGCCGCGGUGGUGGUAAUUGGCAACAGUUCAACAGCAACAGUAGCGGCGGCGGAGGAGGAAAUUUUAAUUCAAAUAACUUUCAAUCAAAUCAAAACCAAGGUGGAAGUAAUAACUUCCAAUCAAAUCAAGGAGGAAACUUUGGCCAGUCGAAUUCUGGAGGCAAUUGGUUAGCUGGAAGUGGUCGUGUUCAAGGGUCUGGUUGGCAACCAAGAGACCAAUCUAAUAAUAGUUUUAACAAUUCUGGGCGAAAUAGUUUUUCUGGUAGUUCUGGAUUUUCAAGUGACUCGUAUAGUUCUUAUGGCAAUAACCAGAAUCAAGGCAAUCAGUACGGAGGUGGAAGUGGAGGGGGUGGUUCUAAUUUCAAUAGAGGUAGAUCCAACUAUAAUAGAGGAGGUGGUGGCGGCGGCGGAGGAUACAGAAAUAACUAGACUGAUUAGGUGGAAAAUACUUUUUUUCUGAGAUUAUAAUAUGAAUGAAAUAUUAUUAAUUGUAAAAUUAAUUUUUCUCAACAGUUAUAUUUGCAGCUUGGCAUAUG